This is a messenger RNA of Diversispora eburnea, 135 nucleotides long. NCBI's taxonomy places the organism in Eukaryota, Fungi, Glomeromycota, Glomeromycetes, Diversisporales, Diversisporaceae. The record is from the annotation of a GenBank genome assembly.
AUGCAAAAUAGUAUUACAAGUCAUCAAUUCAGAAAAUUUACAUUAUUAUCACCAUCACCAUCAAAAUUAGUUAAUUUUAGAAUUUAUAACAAACCUACGUCUUCUCCAAAUAGGGAAGUUGCAUUUGUUCAAUGA